CUGGAGCCUGAGUGGGUGGUCUUCGCUCUGCUCUCGUGACUGCCUUUCCUUCACGGUUUGGCCCGGCACUUCGCUGCACCCCGGCCGGCAUUGUUGCAUCAUCCCUCGGUGCCUAAUGCCAGACGACUCAAUCCACCCUCUCAUGCAUCCUCGAUCCCUCUCUCCAGCAGCAACAGCAUCCGGACCCCGCGACACAAUGGACGAUCUCGACCUCGCCGGAGGCAACGUGCGCAGGAGGGGGAGGGCGUCAUGGGUGCUGGUGCUGUCCUACGGCUUCGACUGGCUGGUCCUGGUCGUGUUCGCCGUCGUCGGAUACGUGUUGGGCAACCUCACACCAAACAAGCGUCCGUUCUCGCUUGACGAUCGCGAUAUCGCUUUUCCAUUCACCGUCAAGGAGACUGUUCCCACCUGGCUACUGGUCAUAGUUGCCAUCGUAGCCCCCAUCGCGGUCGUUGCUGUCGUCGCCCUGGUCUUCGUCCCCGGCGCGACGGUACCCGCUGGCACCCCGAAGUCGCUGAUCUGGAAGCGCAAGCUGUGGGAGCUGCAUGCAGGCUGGCUGGGCCUCGCCUUGUCGAUAGUGGCCGCAUGGUUCAUUACCAACGGGAUGAAGAACCUCUUCGGAAAGCCUCGACCCGACCUGCUGUCCCGAUGCCAGCCCGACCUCGACAACCUCUCGCGGUAUAUUAUCGGCGGCUUGAAGACGGCAACCGCCAGCGGACAGCUCGUGAGCCCAAGCAUCUGCAAGAACCCGGACAAGGCUACGCUGGACGAUGGGUUCAGGAGUUACCCCAGUGGACACUCGAGCUCGUCAGCUGCAGGGCUGAUUUAUCUAUCCCUGUUUGUGGCGAGCAAGUUCGCCAUCACCAUUCCCUUUCUCGCUCCGGCCGGCUUCGCCGACGCCUCCGCCUUUGCCGCCUUCCCCUCGCGGACGCGGCUGCCGGGUAUUAAGGUCGCCGGGCCGGACACGUACGAACUUGGCGCCCGCCAUGCAGCUGCGCCCUCGCGGUCCACUCUGGAUGCCACUCUGGGCAACAAGGGGAUUGCGCGGCACAACCGGACCGUCGCUGCGGUACGACGGCAAGCAGCCGCGCCGCCCAUCUACCUCCUGUGCAUCGCCCUCGUUCCCUUCUUCGCGUCCGUCUUCAUCGCCGGCUCACGGUGGUGGGAUUUCCGGCACCACGGCUUCGACAUCCUGUUUGGUUACCUGAUCGGGACCAUCACGGCGAUCUUCUCGUUCCGCUACUACCACCUGCCCAUCUCCCAGGGCGCCGGCUGGGCGUGGGGGCCGCGCAGCAAUGAGAAGGCCUUCUGGGCCGGCGUGGGGAGCUUCAGCUACGCGACGGACCGCUUGCGGGGAGAGUAUCGGUCCGGCGACGAAGAGGAGGCCCUCGGGGCGGCGGACGCGUUCGGCCACGGCAGUGCCCUGGGCGCCACUCCGCAUGCUGCCUCUGCGCGCAAGGCGCCGGGCGCUCCCUCGGUUGCUCAUGACUCGUACAUGGGCGCUUCCGAGAGUUAGUCUUGCAUGUUCAGAAACGUCAUUUUUCUACCGUUUUUUACCGUUACCCACGAGGGCAGUGCACUUCGUCUACAAGCGGUUGGUAUUGCACGGGUCGUUCUGAUACUUGGGAGGGGCUAGAGAUACACGCCGUCUUCUCGGUGUUCGGGGUUAUCAUUCUGAUGUUUGGGGUCAAAAGAGCCAGUCCUCUGGAG
Molecule: messenger RNA, 1710 nt
Organism: Thermothielavioides terrestris NRRL 8126
Lineage: Eukaryota; Fungi; Ascomycota; Sordariomycetes; Sordariales; Chaetomiaceae
Exons: 3
Coding region: 197-1516 (439 amino acids)
Biological process (GO): phospholipid metabolic process
Molecular function (GO): phosphatidate phosphatase activity
Source: RefSeq, a predicted model, not a curated record